Physcomitrium patens is the source of this 5455-nucleotide messenger RNA. RefSeq lists its product as uncharacterized. The record is from RefSeq and is a predicted model, not a curated record. Gene Ontology annotation, molecular function: protein binding. Gene Ontology annotation, biological process: autophagosome assembly. Lineage: Eukaryota; Viridiplantae; Streptophyta; Bryopsida; Funariales; Funariaceae.
CAAUCCCAUUCAUUUUGCAUUUGCAGCCAGUUUGCUAGUUGAGGAGGAGGAGGAGGAGGAGGAGGAUCCAUCGCCGAUUUCGCCUCUUCUUCGCCCUCUUCGCAAUUCUAUCCUCCCCUCGUAAAUCAGACUGACUGUCUGCAUUCGACGACGCGGUGCAGUGAGAGUUAGUGAGGAAAUAAGCGGGGAGCCCUAAGGGCGCCGAUCUGUGGCUAUUUGAUAGGAAGACGGAGUCAGGCUUGCGAGGGAGGGAAGAGGGAUCUGUAACUUGAGUGAGCGGUGAGAGCGAGGAAAUCGAAGGAGUUAGGGGAUCGCCGCGUGUGUGAAGUUUUUUUGUUUUUGUUUUGGAGGAUGUGAUCGGCAGACGAUGGUGACAAGAGAAGGCAUCGGGGGAAGCAUGAUGAAGUGGGUAGCGACGCAGCACCUGGACCUGCAGCCGGUGCGGUCCGGUGCCCCAGCUGUGCAGCCCCAUUGUGCUGCGUUUCAUCACUCGCAGGCGUUGAUUGCUGUGGCUGUGGGCCGAAACAUCGUAGAGUUCGAUGCACUCACAGGAUGCAAGCUAUCGAGCAUUGAUAUUGGAGCAGUUGUUGUGCGCAUGGCUUACAGCCCAGCUGGAGGUCAUGUCAUCAUUGCCAUACUUGAGGACUGGACUAUCAGGUCAUGGGACUUGGAUACUGAGCACACAUAUGUUUUGUAUUCCCCAUCAGAUAGAAAAUCUGAGAAUUCUGGCGGUGGCAGUAUUGAAGUUCAUGUAGCACUCACACCCCUGAAGCCUUGGAUUUUCUUUGCUGCUCAUCGUCGGCUAAGUGUCAAUGUUGUUGGUACAGUCGAAGGCGUGAAGUCUGCCUCUAAAGUAAAGAUGGAUCUAAAGAAGCCCAUAACUGAGCUUGCAUGUCAUCCUCGGCAUCCAGUGUUGUAUGUUGCAUACUUGGAGGGCGUCAUACGAGCCUACAGUAUUCAGAAUUUUGCUCUCCUGUACACACUACAAAUUGAGCCGACUGUAAAGCUAGCAGGAGCAGGAGCAUUUGCUUUCCAUCCAACAUUGGAGUGGGUCUUCGUUGGUGAUCGGAGUGGAACUCUUUUGGCUUGGGAUGUUUCAGUUCCAAGUAGACCAAGUUUGAUUGGCAUUGCCUCUACAGGCACAAGUCCGAUCACUUCCGUCUCUUGGCUCUCAAUGCUCAACAUGCUAGUGACGCUUACGAAGGAAGGAGUAGUUCAAGUAUGGCGACCCCGUGUGAACCCCGAUCCAAAUAAAACCAACAUGCGUGCCAAUUUCUUGGAACCUGCAGGAGUGGAUUCGUUGGAUAUUCCCACAAUCCUGAGCCAGGGUGGAGGCUCUGUGUAUCCAGUGCCUAGGAUGAUUGACGUUGUUGUACAUCCUAAGAUGAAUCUCGCAUCACUUAUUUUUGCGAACGUGGCUGCUACUGCUGAAGAGACCAGGAGGAGAGGAGGGGGUGUAUCUCGAGAGUCGAGAAGGCAGCUCUUCUCAGUGCUUCAGGCUUCUCGAGGAUCUCCAAGUUCUGUUCUGAAAGAGAAGCUGGCAGUCCUCGGAUCUACUGGCAUCUUACCUGAUCAUCAGACGCAGCUGCAGUAUGCUAAAUCACAAGCAGCUGGCCAGUUGACUAUAUCAGACCUUGCAAGAAAAGCGUUCUUAUAUGGAAAUGGCAUGGAUGGGCAAGGAAAAAGUGGUCCAAUUUUGUCGCUUCCACUCCUCACAAUUGCGGAUCCUGGGCAUCCCUUGCGUGAUAUGCCUGUUUGUCAGGCUUUCCAGCUGGGAAUGAAAUUUUACAACAAUGAAAAUCGUAUAUUUAAUUACCCAGUGAGAUCUUUUUUCAUGGAUGGCUGCAACUUGACAGCAUACAACCUUGCGUCAGGAGAUUACAAUAUCUACAAGAAACUAUCACCUACGGCCAAUGGAGGAGGUGAGAGAAUUCCUAAAAGGAUGCUUUAUAGCACCAACCAACAUAUGUUUCUUAUAUUCUUCGAGUGCCGGGGUGCUGCAAGCGAGGUGGUUGUCUAUCGGGACAACCUUGGAGCUAAGACAGCCAAAGAUCGAGUUAAUGCUCUUUUAGGUAGUGAUGGCGCAUUCAUUGGCCCUACACAGAACCAGUAUGCGCUUCUUGACGAUGAUGGAGUAGGGCUCGUUUUGUACUCCAUUGUAGAAGAUACAAACCUUGCCACUUUGACAGAUCCAGCACCAGAAUCAGCAGAGAGUAGAGGUCCAGAUGGUGCAUUGGAUGAAAACGAUUUCACAGAAACUUCUACUAAAAGACCCCUGGAUAAGAAAGGGCCUCAGGAUCCGAUCCAAUUUGCGUUCGACACCCCUGUGCAUCGGAUUUUCUCAUGUCCUUUAGAAGCAACACUGCUGUACGUUUGCCCGGAAAGUCAUAUUGGGCUUGGAAAGGUGUAUCCUGGUGCUUAUACUACUACUGGGGAACUGCUUGUAUCUACGAACCCAGAACUUGGUCGUCUUAUACAGCUUCAGCCGUUUGAAGUAGUUUUGGAGGUGCAAUGGCAAGAAACUUUGAGUGGGCAAGUUGCUGGUAUCUUAACUACACAGCGUGUGUUAAUUGCUUCGGCAAAUCUGAGCAUUAUCGCAAGCACGUCUGCCACUGCCGACAGGGGCUACCCUCCAUUUAGAUCUCUCAUGUGGGUAGGUCCCUCAUUGCUCUACUCAACAGCUACAUCUGUAAUGAUACUAGGAUGGGAUGGGGUUGCCCGACCUCUAGCGCGCAUUGGAACUCCAAAUGCUGCUCUGGUUGGAGCUUUAAAUGAUCGGCUGCUCCUGGCAUGCCCCAAUGAUCCUAAUCCAAGACAAAAGCAGGGAGUUGAGAUCAAAACUAGGCUUGUUGGUCUGCUAGAACCUUUGGUUGUCGGUUGGACAACCAUGCAGAAAGUAUUUGAACCAAAGCUUGACCUUUUGGAGAUUAUGUACCAGCUUACUUCCAGUUUUGACAGCUUGCGUGUUACGUCUCAUACCCUCGAUGCUUUAGCAAGCGGCCCUAGAGUUUGUGCUGAGCUUGCAGUGGAAUUAGCACAGGCUGGGCCACAGUUUACCCAGGAAUUGCGAUGUAAUUAUGCAAUUAAGGCUUGCCGUUUCCAAACUGCUUUGUCCAUUUUAAAGGACGAAUUUAUUCGGUCUCGGGAUUAUCCACGCUGUCCACCAACAACUCGCCUGUUUUUGCGCAUCCAAGGCUUGGGUCGUGCUUGUAUCAAUUAUGGACAAUUCGACAUGGCAAAAGAAACUUUUGAGGUCGUGGCAGAUUAUGAAAGCAUGCUGGAUCUUUUUAUAUGCCAUUUGAAUCCAAGUGCGUUGAGGAUCCUCGUCUACAAAUUGGAAAGGGAAGGCGCAAAUACAGAAUUACAGCGACAGUGUGAGAAGAUUUUGAGCGUUAGGUCUGCUGGGUGGGGUCAAUCAAAUUUUGCAGCAGAGAGUAUGAUGCCUAAAGGACCUGAGUGGGCUGGAGGAAAUUGGGAGAUCAGGUCACAGUCUGACGGCAAGAGGGUCACGGAUUGGGAGCUGAAUAAUGAGGUGACAGCCUACAUGAAGACUGUCAAUGGCCCAAUUCCAACUAUAACUCCUGACCAUAUUGGAGUUUACUUGGGGACUUUAAGAGGCCGUGGAACAGUGGUGGAAAUUCGAGAAGAUAUGCUCGCUAAGUUUGGUUCAAACGGUAACACAGAACCUGUCCCAGCAGUAUCAGGCAUGGAACUGGCAACUAUCGAUGCAACUUCCACGCAGGCACCUUCUCCUGGAUUAAAAGCAGCAGGCCAACCUGCUUCAGAAGUUGAUUUGCAAGCACGUGCUGCGGAGGAAUUUGCGAAGGGCUUAGGUGCUGCCAACGAUGAUAGUAGCGAUGAGGAUGAAGCAACGACUAAGACCACAAAACCCAAAUUCAGAAUCCAUAUCAAUGCGAAGCCUACAGGUGGUGCGGCAGCGGAUGUCAGUCAGUUAAGAGCAGCUACUCAGAAAUUAAACUUUGGGGAGGGAUUAGUUCCAGCAAGGUCUUCAAUCUCCAGGGCCCCACAAGACCCAUUCCCUGCCCUUCCGGCCCCCACGUCAUCUAUGGCGCCACUACAACCACCAGUAUUUUUGCAACCAGAGAGUGGAACUGGACAGAGUUCAGCACCCAUACCAGAAGACUUUUUUAAGCAAACUAUUUCAGCGACCGCUGUUGCCAAAGCCUUUGAAAAGACAGGUACCUUUGUUCCUCAGGCACUUCCUCAGGCGCUUCCUCCUAAUCAGCCUUCCCCAGCCUCUUUCGAACUUCCUGGUGGAGGCGUGCCACCUCAGCAACCUGAAAACGCAAGCUCUGCCAUUAGUGAUGGGUUGAGUUUGCCAGGGGGCGGUGUGCCACCUCAAGCUUUGACUGCUCCAGAUAUUGUUGCUGCUAACUUAAAGGAGUUGGACAAUAGUUUGGACCCAGCAGCAGCAGCAAGAAAGAAACAGCAGCAACUUCUGGACCUCGUCGGUGGUCCCAAACCUCCAGCCCCUGCUCCUGUAGCACCAUGGGCUGCUUUUGUCAAGCGUAAUCAGAUUCCUCGAGGAGAGCCAGCAGCUAUUUGUUUUAAAGCUGGACUGGCCUACAUAGAGCAGAACCAGUUGAAGGAGGCAAUCCUUUGCUUGGACGAAUCUUUUCUUGGUUUGGCUAAAGAGCGUUCCCUUGGCACGGAUAUCAAACCCCAAGCUCGUAUUAUUGCACAGUAUAAGGUUGCUGUACAGCUUUUGCAGGAAAUAUCACGGUUGCAGAAAGUUGACGGUCUCGGGUCUGCAGGCGCUCAAGAAAUAGCCAGAUUAUCGCGACAUCUAAGUUCGCUUCCACUGCAGGCCAAGCAUCGCUUCAUCUGUAUUCGAACAGCCAUUAAGAAAAACAUGGAUGUGCAAAAUUAUGCAUAUUCGAAGAAGAUGCUGGAGUUGCUCCUAUCGAAGUCCCCUGCUAACAAGCAAGACGAGUUGAAAGCUAUGAUCAACUUGUGUGUACAACGGGGUCUGGUUGAUAAUACCAUUGAAGGCGAGGAGGACCCAUCACAAUUCUGUGCCGCAACUUUGAGUCGUUUGUCUACUAUAGGGCACGACAAUUGUAACGUUUGUGGUUCGAAGUUCUCAGCCCUGGCCACCCCCGGUUGCACAAUCUGUGGUAUGGGUACAGUUCAAAGAUCAGAUGCAGCUGCAGGCGGCCCCAUUUCGUCGUCUCCAUUUGGGUAGAAAUAUUUUCUGUGUAUUUUUCGCAUUUCCAGUAAUGAUAGCUUCACACAACUAGGGGAUUUCUGGGUUGACAUGUUCUUAUAGUUCCGCCAACAGCCUGAAGAUUGUGUUCAGUAGUGAGGGAACUGUAUUCAGGUCGAAUUUUUCGUUGUAUUGUGGUAAUCAUGGCAGUACAUGAAUAAUUAUCACUGUUUAGAACACAAUGCCUCGCACCAUAGUCUUCCAAUUCCAUCUCUUACAAUUUCUGGA